Messenger RNA from Oncorhynchus tshawytscha (Chinook salmon), 1770 nucleotides. RefSeq names its product TLR adapter interacting with SLC15A4 on the lysosome. The record is from RefSeq and is a predicted model, not a curated record. Gene Ontology annotation, biological process: regulation of toll-like receptor signaling pathway. The transcript has 3 exons. Bases 335 to 1150 code for a protein of 271 amino acids. Lineage: Eukaryota; Metazoa; Chordata; Actinopteri; Salmoniformes; Salmonidae.
UGCUCAUAAAAAAAAUUUUGUCCUCCCUCACCUUAAACGGCACCGACCGCCACGCCACCCCGUCACAUAUUGUUUCAGUUCUCCUUACAUUCUAAAACUGAUGUGUCACAUCACAGAAGGCAGCAGCUGAAGAGCAGGGGUAGUGAGUGUUCUCACUUUAUUUCUGACAUACUUCCUGUUUUAAACAUUUGCUAUUCAGAUGCUCUAUACAAAUAGGGACAGCACAAUACCGUGGCUGCUUACCAGUCAGAGACAUCUGUAGCUAACUUGUAAACCUUGUAUUAGUGGACAGACUGAAGAAAACAUAAUCUAUUGUAAAAACAAAGUGGUUGCCAUGUUGGGAGAAGCCUUCAUCAGAGUCUUCAGGUACAGGAAAGAGGAUUGUGAUUCCACAAAGGCUCAGGAACGCCCACCACACCCUGCUCCCAAUAUCGUUCUGAACCAAGGUUCAAUGUUAGGAAACAUGGAUGGCCUGGUGCAGUCUGGUCCUAGAGCGACAACCAGGCCCAGUGAUGCCCUCACCAUCCCCAAUAGCCACAGUGACGACUAUGGUGACCUGGAGCUCUAUCGCUCCUGGUGCUGCACCACCUUCUGCAAAGACUACCCUGACCUGCAGCUCAGAGGGGACCAUGUGGGAAACAGGAGUUCAAUGAGCCUGCGGCUGGAGAGUGAGGUGUUCCAAGGGCCACUUCUUCAAUCUCAGGACCUGGGAGAGCUGGAGUCCUUGGAACCCACAGGGCCUGUGGAGCCUGGGGUACAGGUGGAGUCCCAGACCCUGCAGGAUGAGGGUAACCUGGUCAUAGACAGCAGCAUCAUCACCCUGAACAGGGAACCUCUGUCCAACUCCAUGCUGAACGGCUACCUGGAGAGUAAGCUGCUGGAGGUGUACAGACAGCAUAUGCAGGACAGCCUGGCCCGGGGAAGCUCUCCCCUGGUCCAGACCCCUCCCCAUGGCCUGGUACCAGAACCAGUGAAGCAGCUCAGCCAGUAUCUCUGUCAGGACCACGGCCUAGACUCCAGUACGGCCCAGAGCAUCGUCAUCCACUACCUCAGCACCUGCACCGUGGCCAGCUCCAACUUCAGCUCUCCCGACCUGCGCAUCUCCAACCUACGCAUCCCCAACCCUGAGGCCAGGAAGAAGCCCACCUGACUGAAACCAGCAGUAUUUAUACUUUGUCUGCCAACUCUAACGUACUUGACAAUGCUAAAGCAUUCCACUGAAUCUAUACUUGGUGGUCAGUUGUAAUUGCAUUCAAGUGGAAAAUUCAAUUGAUAAUUCGGAAGGAGAUCCCCUCAUUUUGUUGAAUUGUUGAAAGAAAUAUCUUUAGAAAAUGCCACAAUGUCCAAAAUAUUUACUACAUAAAUGCAACCAGUUGCUAUAUUGUCAUGCUUGGGUGCCUAAGACAAUGUCAAGCUUUCGAGUUUAAAGACAAAGAGUAGAAAAACAGAGAACUGUGAGCUGAUCUUGUAAAGAAUUUUGUUUCUGAGAAAUAAUUCCUCACAGAUACUGCUGAUUUGAAAUUAUAUUGUUUUAAACACAGAUGUACGAAACGCCAAAGAAAAAAAGUAUUUUCCUAACUUGGUUGUCAAAGCAGAAAAAUAUUGCCACCUGCUGUUAUACAAAAGCAUUGCAUGUUUACUGCAAGUGUCACAUUGCAUUUUGACAAGAAAGAUAUUACACAACAUCUGUGCCAGAUAAACAUAUCAUGCUGUGCCACAUUUCUAAUGCGUUUUAAUCUUGAAUGCGACUGAAUAAAUAAUAAAUAUUAA